AGACACAUCUGUGUUAUAAUCGCGUAAUCUUUCCAGGCACUCUAGCGAACACACUCUGCCAGAGGGCCUAUCACCAUGCGCGUCGCAGAAAUGAUAUUAGCUGCCUAUGGCAACUUGGAAGCUAGCCUUAGUUGAGGAUUUCGUUAUACGUGUAAAAUAGACUGGCUACUGUUUGCUAAUGAGCUAGUGGUUUGAAGAAGAAAACAAUAUUUUACGUACACAACGUAGCUAUCCAAAUGGCGCAGUCGGUACACAUAAUGUACCUAGUGUAACAGGAAGGCUAUCAAGGUUCAGGUGUGUGGUCAGAGGAUUUCACCAUGCCUCACAAGAUUUUAAAGAGUGCCCACUACAUCGAGCUGGGAAGUUACCAGUAUUGGCCAGUUCUUGUUCCAAGGGGUAUCCGAUUGUACACAUACGAACAGAUUCCAUUGUACCUGAGACAAAAUCCAUACAUAACAGAUGGGUACCGGGCGUAUCUUCCGUCUAGGCUGUGUAUUAAAAGCUUGUUCAUCCUGUCUAAUGAAACGGUGAACAUCUGGAGCCAUCUGCUAGGGUUCUUCCUGUUCUUCUCGCUGGGGCUUUAUGACAUGACCACAGUGCUACCAGCCACGGGAGCAUCCAGAGAGGACUACGUCAUCUACUCCAUAGGGCUUUUCUGCUUUCAGGUGUCCAUGCUGUGCUCGGUGGGCUAUCACCUGUUCUGCUGCCACCGCUCAGAGAAAAGCAGCCGCCGCUGGACGGCGCUCGACUACACGGGCAUCUCCAUCGGCAUCCUGGGCUGCUACGUCCCCGGGGUCUUCUACGCCUUCUACUGCAACAACUACUGGCGGCAGGUGUACCUGAUCGCGGUGCUGGCCAUGAUCCUGGGCGUCUUCUUCGCCCAGAUCCACCCCCACUACCUCACGCAGCAGUGGCACCGCCUGCGUCUGGCCAUCUUCUGCUCGGUGGCUGGCUACGGCGUCGUUCCCACAAUCCACUGGGUCUGGCUCAGCGGCGGCUUCGGCGCCGACAUCGUCCAGGCUUUCGUCCCUCGCGUUCUGGUGAUGUACUUGAUAGCGGCUGUGGCCUUCGUCGUUUACGUCUCCAAAGUUCCGGAGCGAUACUUUCCAGGCCAGCUGAAUUACCUGGGCUCCAGUCACCAGCUCUGGCACGUGCUGGUGGUGAUCAUGUUCUACUGGUGGCACCAGUCGGCUGUGUUCAUCACACACUACAGACACAGCCAGCCCUGCCCCGAUCAGUCUCUCCACGCCUGAGGCCCUGUGGCUAGCCCUGCCCACACUACCUGCACCGACUCUAAGGACUUCAGAGCUAGCCUUCUAUGGACAAGGGUUCGACACUACGCCCUGUAUGGUCUACCUGCUCUGUAGCCAGCCCCACUGGGACUGCUAACUCCAAAACAAGGGCUCUACAGCUAGCCCUGUCUGGACUACUUGCUCUGCAACCAGCUUUGCAGUCACCUGCUUUUGCCCUGCAGAGACCACACCCAUAGCCCCGCCCCCACCACUAUUAUGACAUCACAUCUUUUCCAGGGCCUGAGACCGAUCACCUGAUCUAAGAGUAGCAGAACUUGAUCUGCAAUAGCAUUCAGUCUGCAGGCUAAAGGACACUUUGACAGCACUUGUGUUCGUGAGAAUGUGAACGUGACGUUAUUGUUUAGAUUCUGGCAUUGUCUAGCCUUCUAAAAAACUGAAGAAGCAAAUUUUUUUCUGUCGGUGCAUUUGCUUGAAUGUCAGAACUGAUGCAUCGAUCGAUCCUCUCCAAAUUAUUCUAUACAGGACAGCCCACCGUUCAUCCACCUUCGUGUGAAUGCAACAUUUACAUAUCCCCCCCUCCCCACCCACCGACUUUGUUGCAAUGAUCUAAACUAUCGUCAUUCAAAUCCCAUUAAUAUUCAAAUUAUGAUUAAUAGCUGCUCUUUGUUUUGUUUUGAAAGUGCGUUUGACAGAUAGGGCUUUAAUCAGGCAGUCGUUAGUUAGGGGCAUCGUUCUAAUCGUAGGCGGCGCAUCCGAGGUUCGCGAGCGAUCAGUGUUCUUGCGGAAGUAUUUGCACUCGAGUCGGUUCGGUACAGAAUGGCCGAACGUGCGUUGAGAGACAUUCGGCGUGGUAGGCCUACUGCAUGGGCGAUAACGGUAUGAGGCUCAAACGCUGGCACCGUGCCUUUGCAUCGCAUGUGUUCUAACUUUGGUGCCGGGACGGUUCCCAGAUUAUUCAUCACCCUUCACGCGCACUAACAAGCGCGUGCUGGUUCUGUCAGUGCUCGUAUUUUAUUUAUACCGCCUAGUCUAAAGCAGGGUAGGGUACCUCAUUCUUGAACCAGCAAACGAAUUCGGAAAAAAAGACGCACUUCAGUUGUGUGUUUAUUUACUUUCGGCCAUUUUGGAAUUUUCUGCGUUGUACGAGCACGCACGAUCGAAACGUAAACCAAAGAUGGAGCCCGAAGUUUAACCUAUGAUCGUGCUUUUAAGCCUGUGGAACCCGCAGCUAAGAAAUGUUGACACGUCUGUCGCAUUUAUUGCUGUAGUUAUCUUCUUCAGGUUUAAUGUAUGUUGCCUUACGCCGUACAGCUUUAUAAAAAUGUGGAGUAGUGUGGUUAAUUGCACAUUUUGUUUAGUAUAAGUUUGAGUCAGGAGCUUUUAGUAUUUUAGAGAAUUUUAAAUGUUUGUGUUAGUUAUUUUAGCAGAAGCAUGCAUUAACUGUGCACUGUAUGGUAGUGAUAUAGCCCAGCUGUACAAUAGCCUAUUUAUUUCUUAAUUUGAUUAGAAACUGUCCUUCAGGCACUUGUUCUAGUGUAAUUUAUUUCAAGGAAAAAUACAUUUAAAUUCCUGCUAAAUAUAGGAAAGCGUUCAACAAGAAAGGCUGUUUAGGCUCUGUACAGAACUUGUCUUUCAUGCGUCAUACCUCCGACUGUGCAAACAAUAUGUCAGUAUCAUCAACACCCGGUCACUGUUUGAUUUACAAAUGGACCAAGCGUGUGUUGACACUUAUUUCUUUUCUUUUUUUUGCCUCGAUUCUGAAUUCAUUUUCCAGGCAAAGUCCAAACACUGUUACAUGCUCUGGAGCUAGACACUGUAGCCCUUUACAAACCAAAGCGCUAAGAGGUCUGCAGAGCUGUAAUACCUCUGAUAGAGGUGCCCUUUAAAAAGCAGGAGAGUCCGUGCACUGAGCCUGCGUCGCUGGCAUUUUUAUGUCUUUUUUUUUUUAAUUAUGCGGCUCAUGCCUUGCUCAGAUGGGCACGGGUAGAUCAUUGUUUACAGCAAUGUUACAUUUCUCUCAUUGUCCUCUGUGCACGUAUAUACAUUACAAGCUAAACACUGUAAAAUAUCAACUGUCUAUCAUUAUUGAUACUGAAACUUUUUGAUGGGCAUGUGUGCUUUAUGAAUAAAACCAUAUGACGUUUUUA
Messenger RNA from Anguilla rostrata (American eel), 3400 nucleotides. It is a transcript of the gene paqr3a, whose product is annotated as progestin and adipoQ receptor family member IIIa. The transcript is spliced from 7 exons. NCBI's taxonomy places the organism in Eukaryota, Metazoa, Chordata, Actinopteri, Anguilliformes, Anguillidae. The record is from RefSeq and is a predicted model, not a curated record. Gene Ontology annotation, cellular component: membrane. Bases 318 to 1253 code for a protein of 311 amino acids. Gene Ontology annotation, molecular function: signaling receptor activity.